Molecule: messenger RNA, 2583 nt
Organism: Ixodes scapularis (black-legged tick)
Lineage: Eukaryota; Metazoa; Arthropoda; Arachnida; Ixodida; Ixodidae
Gene: gkt
Product: tyrosyl-DNA phosphodiesterase 1
Exons: 2
Coding region: 155-2029 (624 amino acids)
Biological process (GO): single strand break repair; double-strand break repair
Cellular component (GO): nucleus
Molecular function (GO): single-stranded DNA binding; 3'-tyrosyl-DNA phosphodiesterase activity; double-stranded DNA binding
Source: RefSeq, a predicted model, not a curated record
AGUCAACGCCGAGUUCAAAAUGGCGGCCCCCACGUUGAAGAUUGCACAGGAGCGCGGGCAGCGUAUGUAGACGAGGAAAAACUAUGAGAAAACGUGGAAAACAAGCAUGACAUUAAUUCUUGAGCAUUUAUUUGUAGGGUGAAACAUCGGUAAAAUGAGUGACUCCGACCGAACUAUCGACUCUGACGAGCUAGAAGAUGUCAUUGCCCGCAAGCGUGGAUCGCUAGAUCGCCUCAAGCAACCGCCACCUAAACAAGUACGGAGAUCUACAAAACUUCACGAAGUCUCCGACUCCGACAGUAGCAGCAGCGGCGGCGACGACGACGAUAAAAAUAACAAACAAACCAAGAAAACUUUCACCAGCCUGCACCCCCAUAAACGAGCCACUUUGACAACACCACCCCCGCGCCUGUCAAAACCGGCAAAACCGUUAGAAGCGCCCCAGAAACCGGCUCCCUCGCUCGUGGCUACUAAACUCGUCAAACCUCCAGCACCACAAGUUGUCGUGGCAAGAACUCCAGCCAAAAACGAUCAGUCUAAUAAACCAGACGGCCGUCCGCUCUGUCCGUACGGUUCGGGGUGCUACCGCAAAAACCCGGAGCACACGCGCGAAUACCGCCACGACGCCAAACCAAAGCCUCAAAACCUCGCGAGUCACGACCACGAGCUCUUCGGUCUCUACUUCACGACCGUCAAAGGGAUCCCGGCAAUCUACAAUGCCCCGUCCAUCGCGCGUUCGAUCGAAGACAUCCUAUCCCCAAACAUGGGCGAGCUGGUGCGCUCGGCCCAGUUCAACUACUGCUUCGACAUCCCAUGGCUGGUCGAAAGGUACCCUGCCGAAUUCCGAAACCUGCCCCUCCUGAUCGUCCACGGCGAGCAACGGGACGCGAAACGCGAGCUCGAGGCGUCCGCCUCGUCGUUCAAGCACGUCUCCUUCGCGCAGGCGAAACUUGAAAUCGUGUACGGCACCCACCACACCAAGAUGAUGCUGCUGCUGUACAAGGAAGGCAUGAGGGUGGUCAUACACACUUCCAACCUCGUGGAAUCCGACUGGGCGCAGAAGACGCAGGCCGCAUGGAUCGGUCCGCUGUGUCCCAAGGCGAGCGGUGGCGCCGGAGGCGGCGACUCGGCGACAGGGUUCAGGGCGGACUUGCUCGAGUACCUGGGAUCGUACGGGGACCCCAAGAUAAACGAGUGGUGUCACUACCUCCGCGCGCACGACUUCUCGGCCGUCAAGGUGUUCCUCGUCGGGUCCGUCCCGGGCAGACAUACCGGCGCCCGCAAGUCCAGCUUCGGCCACCUGAAGCUGCGCAAGCUCCUUUCCCUCCACGGCCCUCCAAAAGAGCUUGUCUCCAGCUACUGGCCGGCCGUUGCCCAGUUCUCCAGCAUCGGCUCGCUGGGCACCGGCCCUGACAACUGGCUCCGCGCCGAGUUCCUUACGAGCCUCGCAGCCGUCAAGGGCGGACCGCCCUUAACCCCGUCCUCAACCGUACCCGUCAAACUCGUCUUCCCGUCGGUCGACGACGUGCGGUGCAGCCUUGAGGGCUACCCCGCCGGCGCGUCCAUUCCGUACAGCAUCUCGACGGCGAACAAGCAGCGGUGGCUCGACGCAUACUUCUUCCGGUGGCGGAGCGGCCGCUUUGGGCGCACCCACGCGUCCCCGCACGUCAAGAGCUACGCGAGGCUGUCACCGAGCGGAAAGCAGACGGCCUGGCUGCUCGUGACCAGCGCCAACCUGUCCAAGGCGGCGUGGGGCGCCUUCGAGAAGAGCGGCAGCCAGCUGAUGAUACGGUCAUACGAACUUGGGGUGCUCUUCUUUCCGGGGCAGUUUGGGGACGCACGCACGUUCACGGUGGGGGGCGACAGCAUGGCGGGCAAGGGCUGCCUGCCGCUGUUCGUGCCAUUCGACGUCCCGCUGACACCGUACGGACAGGACGACGUGCCCUGGACGUGGGACAGUCAGCACCGGGAGGCGCCCGACCGGUUUGGGAACAUGUGGUGUCCGCCGGUCAAUAGGCGCGGGCGGUAGCACAGGCUUGGAAUGUGUUCUGCUUUGAGUUUGACUUCUGAGACUGGAUGAUUUUUUUUUUAUACAGAGAGUUCCUCGACGGAACGAUGGCUUCUAUCGAUGCGUGGUAGCCCACUAUGUUUACCCCUAAGCUGACAGUGCGGUAGAAGCUACGUGCUCAUUGAGUCAGUCAUAAAUCUACCCUUCGCCACACGAUCGCAUUCCUGCAGAGAGCAGGGUCAGGCGACGAAAUGGAGUGCAUUGUUUGGUCCAGCAAGCACAUUGUUUUUACCACACGUCGGCUUGGGGAUGAACGAAUUAUAGUGACGCUAGAUUUUGAUGGAGGCUGUUUUUGCGUUUUUAAAUACUUUAUCUGAAAGUAUGUUUGAAAUACACGAUGUUCAUUUUUUGUGCGAAGUACUUCCCUUUGAAGAGGUUAGAAACCACUUGCUGCAAAUAAACCACUCUGUUUGUGUAUCACUUUGAGGAAGCAAUGUUUGUGAACAGCGGUGCAAAAAAUAUGAUGUAAGUGAGUAGGAACGCCAAAAUCCAAAUUAAAUCUUUACUGCUUUUAA